AUGGCCAAAAUUUUGCCAUCACUUCUCCACAAUCUCCUCCCUAUCUCGGAAGCGAAGGUUCGGUCAAUCCUCUCCAGAGAUUUUCAUUUCAUCCUGGAAGAGAAGGUUCAGACCAUGGUGCAAAAUUUAGAGAUUGAAAGACUUCCCAAAAUCAGAGCUAUCAAACAAACAGCUGAGAUACGUUCUGGAGUGCAUAACCUGUCGUUGAGGAUUAUCCUGAGGUUUAUCGAUAAUGUUAUCUGCGAAGCUGAGGAUGUUCUUGAUGAGUACAAGUACAGACGUCUGGAACAACUAGUGCUUCGCAAACAACAUGCAUACAUGCGCUCCUUUUACUCUUACUGCAGUUCUCAUGUUCAAUACGUGUCAAAGAUGGAAGAAGUUGUCAAGCAGUUGGAGCAGAUCUUUUACACCGCAGAUAAUUGUAUCUCACGGCUCAGCGCCGAUGAUAUUGGUGAAGACAGUUCCAAUGCUGAUGCUCGUGUUAUCACGACCUCUUAUUUAUAUGAGGAAGUAUUUGGCAGAGAUAAAGAGAUAGAACAUGUAACAAAGCUUCUAAUUACGCAUCCAAUGCCGGCUAGUAAUCAAAGACCAAUCAGUGAUGCUGAUGAGGAUGAGCAGAAUUAUGAAAUCCUUCCUAUUAUUGGGGUCGAAGGAGUUGGCAAGACUGUUCUCGCCAAAUCUGUGUAUCAUCGCUCAGAAAUCAGUCAGCAUUUUGAUCUGAGGUUGUGGGUUCAUGUACCUGAGGAUUUCGAUGAGGUCAGUAUAACCACUGGCAUGAUACAAUUAGCUUCUAAGCAAGCCCGCCCUGACACCAAUAACUUGGUCGAGCUCCAAAAACUACUCAGCGAACAUAUUAGAAAGAAAAAGUUUUUGAUUGUUUUGGAUGAUGUCUGGUAUGAUGAGAAAUCCACAGAACUUGCUAACAAAGUUAGAUGGAUGAGGGUCCUUGCCCCUCUGAGACAUGGCCAGCUCGGAAGCAGGAUUUUAGUCACAAGCCCCAUGAAAUUGGUGACCAAGAUGUUUACAUGCACCAUGGAUCCUGUUGUUCUCCGGGGUUUGGAAGAUGAAGCCUGUUUUGCACUCUUCAACAGACUUGUGUUUGGUGUUGCUGAUAUCCAAACACCAGAUGAUCGUGAUCUGAUUCUGGAGAUAGGCAAAAAAAUUGUAGCUGAGAAGAUAAUUGCCAGAUGCAGUGGGCUACCCUUGGCUGUCUUUGCGGUGGCAGGGAUGCUAAGCCAAAUGCUUGAAGCUGAAGAAUGGAAGGAGAUUUUGUGGAGCGACAACUCAUUCGAAGAUGUCAUAAGGAUCCAGUUGGUAUCUUUUCAACGUCUGCCCCAACAUCUGCAACGGUGUGUCGCUCACCACAGCAUAUUUCCCAAAGGCAUGGCUCUGUCUCGGGAUUACUUGAUUCAUUCAUGGAUCGGAGAAGGUUUAAUAAUUGAUUUGGCUGAAGAAAAGAACGGAUUAACAGCGGAAGAUGUUGCCGGUGCCUAUUUGAAUGAGCUGGUGUCAAGGUCUUUCUUUCAAUGCAGAGAUGAUGGUUUAUUUGUACUGGAUGAUAUGAUGCAUGAUGUCGCAGACUUUGUUACGAAGGAUGUAUGCACUCGAAUUGAGCAUGACACAAUAAGAGAAAUUCCAUCCACUAUUAGGCAUCUUCGAAUUGACAUGGACAUACUUAUGGAGUACAGGAAUAAUAUUUGCAGACUGAAAAACCUGCGAACUCUUGUUGUCACAUGCAAGUCAUCAGGCAUUGGAAACAGUUACCUUCUCGGCAAGAUAUUGAAGAAGACGAAGAGGUUACGGGUACUGCGUUUGGCAGCAUGUCACAUUGAUCGACUACCUGGAUCGAUCGGUGAACUGCAACACUUAAGGCUGCUGGACCUUUCCGACUUGCAAGUGAAAAGGUUACCUCGAUCGGUCUGUAGACUAUAUCACCUGCUGUACUUGGAUCUGAUGAAUUUCAAAGCCGAUAUUAUGCCUGGCAGUCUCAGCAAGCUGAUCAACUUGAGACGAAUAAUGUCGGAUGCUGCAACACUUGACAGGUUUGGUAAAAUGGGUGAACUGACCGCGCUCCAGCAGUUGCCUGCAUUCAGCGUCACAAAGACAAAAGGACACAAGAUUGGAGAGUUGAAGAAAUUGAACAAGCUUGGUGGUGAGCUUCGCAUUAGCAAUCUUGAAAAUGUGCACAGGAGCAAAAUGGCCGCCGGUGCAAAUUUGAAGAAGAAGGCAUCCCUCUAUAAACUGUGUCUUGAAUGGAACAGCUAUUGUAGUGCUAUUACUAGUGAUCCGGCGGAGAAUGUGCUUGAUGAACUCCAACCACCUCAUCAGAUCAAUGACCUUGAGAUCUGCCAUUAUGCAGGUGAGAGGCCUCCAAUUUGGAUGCAACUUUCACGGCAUUCUCUUCCAUGCCUGCAAGUUCUUAUCCUCAACCAGUGGGCGUGUACCCUACCACUAAUCGGGCAGUGCAUUCCGCAACUCCGUCAGCUUGAGCUUAGGGAUUGUUUUAAACUCCGCUACCUCCCUCCCCUCCCAUUAAAUCUGGAGAAACUUUUGCUAUCAGGCUGUUGUUUAUUGGCUAUCUUAACUGAGGCAGACCUUGUAAAGGGCUAUGCACAAGAAAUGAUGGCUGGCUUUGACAGGGGACCAUCACCAUUGACUGAGGAAGAAGUCAGAAUCACAGAAUCUCUUAAGAACAAUGACAGGGCAAUGGCAGAACUUACAAGAGUAAAGCAGUCCUUGGAAGCCAGGGGUUUUACUCUAGAACCAUCAUCAUCAUCAUCAUCAACACUCGUGGCAAGUCUCCAGUCCUGGAGUUUAUCAAGGAAACAUGAUGCCAUCCUUGAGAAGCUGACAUCCAAAACGCAGUACUCCAUUGAUGGAAAGACUCAACCACUGCCUUCAAGUCUCCAGCAGCUCCAUCUUGGCAACUGCUUUGUGGAUGAUAGCGAGCUGCUCAAUUGCAUUAGGAAGUUGAUGUUGCUCACUCACCUUGUUCUUGCUGGUUGCUACUGCAUAACAACACUUCCCUCGGGAGAGUUACUAAGCCAACUCACACGGCUUCAGGAGCUUCGAAUUGAGAACUGUGUGAUGCUCACAUCACUCGGGGAUCUGAGGGUACUCCCAUCACUCAAAGUGUUUAACAUCUGCUCAUGCCCCAACUUGUUGGCAUUGAUCCCGUCUUCUGAAGAUGAAGAUGGAGACGAAGGCAGCAGUAGCGUUGCUAGUGCACUCCUACCAAAGUCUCUUAUUGAUCUAGCCAUCACAGAUUGUGAGCUCAUGACCAAGCACAGGAUCAGUAGGUGCCUGAGAGGUCUCACCAGGCUCAAACAUUUGUCAUUGCAGAAGCUCAAGCAUAUGACUUCCUUCCCAUCAGCUGAUGAGCUGGCACACUUGACUUCCAUUGAAAGUUUGACACUAAAAGAUUGUGAGGAGCUGACUUCAUUGGGUGGGUUGCAUAUGCUCUGUUCCCUAACUUCGCUACAUGUUCAACAAUGCCCGGGCCUCCUAGAAUCAGAUACUGGCAAUGCUUCACUAUGUGUUCCUAAGAUUGUGAGGAGCUGA
Molecule: messenger RNA, 3561 nt
Organism: Dioscorea cayenensis subsp. rotundata (Guinea yam)
Lineage: Eukaryota; Viridiplantae; Streptophyta; Magnoliopsida; Dioscoreales; Dioscoreaceae
Product: putative disease resistance protein RGA3
Exons: 1
Coding region: 1-3561 (1186 amino acids)
Biological process (GO): defense response to other organism
Molecular function (GO): ADP binding
Source: RefSeq, a predicted model, not a curated record